This is a messenger RNA of Nicotiana tabacum (common tobacco), 1543 nucleotides long. The record is from RefSeq and is a predicted model, not a curated record. Lineage: Eukaryota; Viridiplantae; Streptophyta; Magnoliopsida; Solanales; Solanaceae.
UGUUUCAGUCGUUCAAGUAAACCCACGUCUCUUUAGCCGUUUUGGCAAACCCCGCUUCCCACAUGCUCCCGUAAUGUAUGACUGUGUGUGUAUAUCAAUUUAAGUGGACUCUUGUCUGUUUUGUUCUAUUUGAGCACUAAAGAAGCUUAAAGCCACAAACUCUUUUUUGUUUUUGUUGUCAAUCUCUGUUUCACACGCUGUUGUACCUCAUAAUGUGCCUUUAUUUUUUCUUGCUUGUUUAUUGGGAAAACUAGUCAUCAUUUAUAGAAGAGUUUAGGACACCUAAAUCAAUGUAUAAGCAUAACCCAAAGCAUUUAGAAGAAUUUUUAUGGUGAAAAAUGUUGGUAACACCUUAACUUGUUGUAACAAUAAUUCUGGCGAUAAGUUUAGAAAUUCCUAAAACUUGAAGCCAUUAGUCCAAGAGAGGAGUAGCAAAACGAAUUAGAGGUUUUGAAGCUUAAUUGCAAAAAGAUAGACUACAUUUCAACUGUACUUUUGUCUUAAAACAGAAAUUUACUUGCUUUAGUCUGCUUCAUAAACAUACCGAGAGAGAGAGAGAGAGAGAGAAAGAAGCAACUUAUAUAUUUUGUAGGAUAGUGAGUGCUUUUUCUGAAGUCGGAAGCUAUUGGUUAGAGAAACCAUGUCUUCAAUUGUGCAGAAUUUGUGGGCUUCCCCUUGUUUGGCUUGGAAUUCAGAUUAUAAGAUUAAGCCAUCUCGAGCUUACACGAGGUGUUUAGCCAGCAGCAGCAGCAGGGACUCCACAUUACAGUCUUCUGAUUCUGUUACAGUUAAUGAUUCUGUUAGAGUUAACGGUGUGUCGUCUGUUGAAAACAAACCUUUGAUUGAUGUGGGAAAUGGUCAUUUGAGGAAGGAAAUUGUUCAAGACAAGUUGGAACCACUUUGGGAUGAUGGAUAUGGAACACAAACUGUGAAGGAUUACCUUGAGUUAGCGGAAGAGAUUAUUAAGCCUGAUGGAGGUCCGCCGCGGUGGUUUACACCAAUUUCAGCUGGCCCUCCUCUCAGAAACUCACCUCUUCUUCUUUUCUUGCCUGUUCAAUGUGUAGGAAUGGAUGGUACUGGAUUGGGUCUUGUUUUGCAUGAAAAGGCACUUGGAAAAGUCUUUCAAGUUUGGUGCUUGCAUAUUCCUGUAUAUGAUCGAACACCAUUUGAAGAGCUGGUGAAAUUUGUUGAGACAACUGUAAGGAUGUUGCAUGCCUCAUCUCCAAACAAGCCAAUUUAUGUAGUUGGAGAUUCAUUCGGAGGAUGUUUGGCUCUUGCUGUUGCUGCUCGAAACUGUAACAUUGAUCUUGUUCUGAUAUUAGCUAAUCCAGCAACUUCAUUUGGCAGGUCACAACUUCAACCUUUGCUCUCUCCACUGGAGUCUUUGCCUGACGAACUUCAUGUUACAGUCCCAUAUCUUCUGAGCUUUAUUAUGGGUGAUCCAAUGAAGAUGGCUAUGGUUAACAUUGAUUCCAUGCUACCUCCUCAACAAGUUGUUGAACAACUCUUUGACAACCUCACUGCUUUGCUGCCCCGCCUUUCU